CUCUGCUUGGAAGUAUUGUGAAACAAUAUCAAACCCCAAACAAAAAUACAAUGAAGUUCUCUGUAGUGUUUAUUUGUAUACUGCAGUUGAUACUAGUCACAUCACAAGAUACUUCUAUCACAGGGAAUGAAAACAACGAUGUCGUACAAUUUGGUCGAGGUGUCAUUGUAAUUGCUCCUGAUGUUACAACUAUGGUUGAGAUCACUGCAGAGACUACAACUAUGGGUGAAACUACUCCAGAGACAACAACUAUGGGUGAAACUACUCCAGAGACUACAACUAUUGGCGAAACCACUCCAGAGACUACAACUAUUGGUGAAACCACUCCAGAGACUACAAUUAUGAGUGGAACCACUUCUGAAGGUGCAACUGAAACUACAGUAAUAGCUUCGACGAUGGAUACUUCUACUUCAACGCAGAAACCAGAUGACUCGAAAGAUAACAGUGGUUUAGGAGCAGGAACAGUUGUGGCAAUUGUAUUCGGCUGUCUCGGAGGACUUGCUGUUAUCGGUGCAAUAAUCUACUUUGUUCGACGGUGGAUAUUGUCCAGAUAAUAUGUGGUGUUUCCAAUUUUGUCCCAUAAUAAUAAUGGUUG
Messenger RNA from Trichobilharzia szidati, 595 nucleotides. Lineage: Eukaryota; Metazoa; Platyhelminthes; Trematoda; Strigeidida; Schistosomatidae. The record is from the annotation of a GenBank genome assembly.